CGAGAACAAAACUCUCACAGUGGAGGAGAAGAGAAAAUGGAAGGUUGUGUAGGCUUCGUCUUAUGAUAGGACACAGCUGGAUAACCAGAAAGUUUGUCUUCUUCCAUGGAGGGCUUUAUGGAUAUCAAUGAGAUCCAUGACCUCACUGGCACUGAUACAGAGGAGCACAUAGGCGAUGGUAAUGCAGAGCAGCAGGUGGAGGGGGCCGAGAGGGGUGCUAGGCCGACCAUCAGCGAGUUCAAAAAGACCUGGGGCUUCAGGCGGACCACGGUUGCCAGAAGAGAGUUUGUGGGAUUGGAUGAGACUGAAGAUCCAGAAUCUCCGCCCCUACCCACACGUCGGGGCAGAGGCCGCCCGGCCCAGACCUAUUCAAGACGUGGGCGAGGGGGGAGAAGGAGCGCCCCGGCUGACCUGGAGCACUCCGAGACGGGCUCCCCUACUCCAAUGGACACAGAGCCUGCCUCAGAGGCCCUAGAGCCCUGCCCAGGUGCCAGAUUAGACCCCUCCUCUUGGCGGGACUUUGGAUCUGCAUUCAGCACGGCUUUUUCCCUACUUGGGGAGAAGAAAGAGGAGGACAGGACCACAGCUGCCCCUCCUAGCUAUGGGGGUAGUGGGGACAUGGAAGCUGCCUCUAGUAUAGAGGAGGACAGUGAUGAGCUGACCCUGAAGCAGCUUCAGGAGCGGCUGAGCAUUAGGGGGAGAGGUGAGGCCAGAGGCAGAGGGGUCAGAGGGAGAGGCAGGGCUAGGGGAAGGGGUAGAGGGAGAGGGAGAGGACGAGGGAGAGGUAGGGGGCGUGGGAGGGGUAGGAGGGUAGAGCCAGAGUCGAGCACUGCAGAUGAAGAAGAGGUGAUUUUUGUAAAUGAGUUGGAACAGCAGCAGGUGUAUCAGCCUCAGGAGGAGGAGAGGGAGCAGAGUCCCGAGGAGGCUGUUGUAGUGGUUGAACCGCAAAGCCCUUCUCCUUCUCAACAGUCCAGCUCAGAGUCUAUGCCUCCUCUCGAGUCUGAUCCAGAGCCAGAGACAAAAGAAGAAAAGCCCAGCCAAUAUGAUAAUGUAACAGAGGAGGUGGACGAGGUGGAGGAGGAGAAGGACGAGGUGGAGGAGGAGAAGGACGAGGUGGAGGAGGAGAAGGACGAGGUGGAGGAGGAGAAGGACGAGGAGGAGAGGGACGAGGUGGAGGAGGAGAGGGACGAGGUGGAGGAGGAGAGGGACGAGGUGGAGGAGGAGAGGGACGAGGUGGAGGAGGAGAAGGACGAGGUGGAGGAGAGGAUCGAGGAAGAAAAGUCAGAGUAUUCUAGCAUAUCGGACAGUGAGGGCUACAACCCCAAUGCCCUUUACUGCAUCUGUCGACAGAGGCAGAAUAAAAGGUUCAUGAUCUCCUGUGACAAUUGUCAGGAGUGGUUCCAUGGCGACUGCGUUGGCGUCAGCGAGACGCAGGGCAGCAAGCUGGAGAGGAGCGGACGGGACUGGAUCUGCCCCAACUGCACGAAUAAGAGCCAGAGCCAGCCAGACCCCCAGCAGAGCCACCCUGACUGCCUGACACUGCCCUCAUCUGGGGAGGAGGAGAGAGUGCAUGAGGAGCAGGCCAGUAAGGAGGCUGUGGCGCAGGAGGAGACUGAAGUGGUUGCUGAGGCUGAAAUGGAGACGGACAGUUCUCUGCCCCAGUGCAUUGGCCCAGGGUGCAGUAUGCACGCUCUUCCCGACUCCGGUUACUGUGGCACAGACUGCAUCCUCCGGCAUGCGGCUGCCACUAUGAAGACCCUAUCUGACUCCAAAGAGACCAAUGCCGAGCAAAGCCCACAGAGUAGAGCAGCAGCCAAACCUGGCCCUAAGGGUCAAAGGUCGGCUAGGAUUCCCCAGAGGUUGUCGGCGGAGCGGCCCGAAGAGGAGAAGGAGGCUGAAGAAGUUGAGGACAAGGAACCUGACACAUCUACCUCUCCCUUAUCCUGCAACCCUAGUCUCACUGCAGUACAGGCCACAUCCAUAGAAUCAUCUAUGUUUUACAAGUCGACAAAAAGGGCCAGUGAGCAGGUUGAGAUUGAGCCCAUGGCUCCUCAGACACAUUCUCCACAAAACUCUCCUUCAGACAAUAUCACUGAGUCCGCUCCUCCUCUGCGAGGUGCUCCAGGAAAAACCAAGAGACCAGCAAACAUCGGCAGUGUCUCCAAGAAACCCUCUGAGGAUACUCCCCCUGUCAAACAACCCAACCCCCCCAAAUCAAGCUUCUCUCCAUCCCCUGAGGUCCCAAACACCUCAGUCUCCAGACACCAUGAAACAGGGGCCCUGAGGAUCGUCAAGACCUCCUUCACCAUCCCCAAGAAGCAGCCUGUCACCCCCACCCCGCCCUCACCUUCACCUCCAGUCCCACUGAAUGAAACCAGAACCCUGCCUGUGUCCCCAGCCCCAAUCGCCCCUUCCUCCAGACCCCCCCAGCCAGCCAAUAACCAGGUCAGGCAGAGCAUCCAACGUUCUCUUACCAACAUCCUGUUCAAGAGGGUGUGCGACGGUGACGAUUUGGAGAGGUCUGAGAGUGAAGUGGGAAAGCUGGUCACCAGCAUCGAGACGGAGAUGUUUAACAUAUUUAACAAUACAGACAGCAAGUACAUGAACAAGUACCGAACCAUCAUGUUCAACCUUAAAGACCCCAAAAAUAAGGGUUUGUUCUACAGUGUCAUCCGUGGUGAAGUCAGUCCCUUCAGACUGGCCAGGAUGAGCCAGCGGGACAUGCAGGCCACAAAGGUGUCUGAGCCGAGCAAAAUGGACUCUCUAGCGGUCCGGGAGUCUGGUCCCAAAGCCCCAUGUGUACUUCCAAACCCAGCGCCUGAGCCAGUGAAGGUUGACCUACCCAGUCUUCCCCCCAGGACAAAUAGACACAUGGAGAAGACCACUCUCCACGCUGCCCCUAAGGCCAGACCUAGCCAGUCGAGCCGGAGCAGCUCAGUGCCAGCCAUCCUCAACUCCAUGCUGAAAGACACAACUGCCGAGCACAGAGCUCACCUGUUUGACCUCAAGUGCAAGAUCUGCACAGGUCAGAUAUCAGUCGAGGAUGAGGCGGAGCCUUUAGCCAAGAAGCCUAAACUCUCUGGGUCAUCGUCGUCCUCCACCAAACCAGACCAAUGGAGAGACAGGCCGUCUCGGCCACCCUGGAUGUAUGCCAGAACAGAUCUCAGAACAGAGGAGAGAGGAUGGAGAACUCCAGCUGGAGAUGAAUCACCCCUCCUUGCACCCCCCACCAUGGAUUCCUCUGCUUCCCCAGUAAUGGAGGAUGACGCUGCCUUAACCAUCAUGGAAUCCCCCACUUCUCCCACAAUGGAAUCUCCCGCUUCUACAACAAUGGAAUCUCCCGCCUCCCCCAUUUUGGAAUCCCCUGCCUCCCCUGUUAUGGAUUCUCCCGCCUCCCCUAUUCUGGAAAACUGCAAAGCCAAGACACCGUCCAGAAUGUAUACCCCAGUCAUGAUCCCGGCUGUUUCUACGGUAACCAUCACAAGGCGUGACCCCCGCACCAUUGGCAACCGUUCUGCUGCUCUGUAUGGUGACCCCCGCACAGCAGAUAACUGCACUCCUGCCAUGGCAAGUGUCGCCUUGUCUACAGCCCCACUUCCACCGGUCUUUCAUGCCCCUGUGAAACAGAGUGGUACUCUGAGCAAGCCAUUCAUGCCCUUGCCACCCCCUCCAUCCCUGCCACCAAUGCCAGCAUUACCCAAAUCUAUCCUGACGAAGCCAUCCUCCUCAUCGUUCUAUGGUUCAUCUGGAUCAUCUGCAUCCUCUUCAAGGGCUACGAACUCCCACACCCCUCCAGACGGUGAGACGGCCCAGUUCCUGGCCAAGCAGGAAGUAUUGUGGAAGGGCUUCCUCAACAUGAUCAGCGUGGCCAAGUUCGUCACCAAGGGCUAUCUGGUCUCAGGGCCCUCCGAAUACCUCAAAGAGGACCUGCCUGAUACCAUCCAGAUUGGUGGAAGAAUCAUGCCUCAAACUGUGUGGGACUACAUCGGGAGAGUGAAGGCCUCUGUUACAAAGGAGCUGAGUGUGAUCCGGUUCCACCCAGCGACAGAGGAGGAGGAGGUGGCCUACGCGUCUCUGUUCUCCUACUUCAGCAGCAGACGGCGCUUCGGGGUGGUGGCCAACAAAAGCCGCAGCAUCAAGGAUAUCUACCUCAUCCCAGUCAGCGCGAAGGAGUCCAUUCCAUCCAAACUCCAACCUUUCGAAGGAUCAGGCCUUGAGAAAAAUCGCCCCAAUCUUCUUCUGGGACUGGUUAUUUGCCAGAAACCCAAACGUGCGGAAAGCGUACCACAAGCGGUUGAAGAGAAGAGACCCAAGAUCCGUAUGUCCAAAGACCCCAGAGAUAUUGGCCUCCCUAGACCCCCUUCGCUGUAUGGGUCUGACCCUAGAAUGGAGGAAUUCUUGCCCUAUGACCCAGAGAUGCCCAUGUCCCCCCUUCCUGGUUCCCCUCCUUCCACUGGAUCCCUGUCACACUCCUCCUCCUCUGGCUCACUGACUAGCCCAUCACUUCUGUCCUCCAUUAGAGCUUCUGCCCCUCCCCCCACCACUAGCUCCUCCGCUGCACCUAGCAGCACCGCCACCAGUCCCCUGCAGACCUUCCUGAAGUCACUGUUUGGGAUGGACUCUCCUGCAGUCCCAGCAGUUGCUGCAGUGCCCCUUCCAUCCACUCUCCCCCCUCUCCCAAUGGUGGAUCCAAUAGUCCAGCAGUACGGGCAGAAAUCCAAAGUCAAAGAGAUUGAGGAGGAGGAAAAUGAAUAUGAUCGACCAUACGACCCAGGGGAAGAGUAUGGUCCAGCAAUGGGCUAUGGAUUGGUUGCCCCAAUUUGUACGGAUAAAAAGUUUGAGGCGAAAGCUGCCUCUCUGGCCGUUUGUGCUGAUGAUGACGACGUGGCUUACGACCCUGAGGAUGAGACUAUCUUUGAGGACAUGCACAAGGAUGGGGUCAGUGUAGCAAAAGCCCCAUCUCCAACUCCUACCCCAGCUCAAGCUCCUACCCCAGUCACAGUACAAGCCCCAGUCCCAGCUCCCACUCCAGCCCCUCUGUGCCUCCCCAUUACUGGUGAUGUAAUUGUCUCGGCCGCUACUCUGACUGAACAACAGCGAAUGCUUGAGGAGCUCAACAGGCAGAUCGAGGAGCAGAAACAGCAGUUGAAGGAGCAGGAGUGGGCACUGCGUCAGCAGAGAGAGGCAGUGGGCAUGUUCAUGGCCCACUUCUCUGUUUCUGAUGCCUUGAUGUCUCCCCCUCCUAAAUCUGGGCGGUCUCCAUUUCAAACACAGCAGACUGAAGGAGAGCAGUCUGAGGCGAAUCCUUCAGCGGAUCAAAAAGCUUUGAAAGGUCUCUUGAAAACAGAAGUACCAGUAAAACAAGAGAUUAAGACAGAGACCAAGACUGUACCUCUUUCAGAGUCAAGAAAUGUGGAAAUGCCCAGUGCAACAGCGAAGCGGGUAAAAGAGAUUAAAAAGGAAAAUAUUCAGGCAACCGACAAUUCAGAUCCUGAAGCUGGUGAGAUCCAGGACUCUGAUGUAGCUUACGACCCAGAGGAUGACACGAUCUUUGAUGAGCUGCAAGACGUGAAUGUAGAAGAGAAGGGGAAAACUCUACCACAUUCAGCAAGGCGUUCUGGGCGGUCUCGUGACUCCUCGGUGUCUAGCUCGUGUCGUGGCACAUCGCGCAAUGACACUCCUGAUAGGAGGCGUAAGCAUAGCAGCCAACCGCGUACUCACUCACCCAAAAGACGGGACCGUAAAAUCAAGGACCGCCACAAAAGCCCUCCUCGUCGAUCUGGCAGGCGGUCCCCUGGACGCUCUGAUAGGCAAAGGGACAGACACAGACGGGGUGGGAGGAGCCAACCGUAUCACAGAGAUUGUGACCAGUCUGACCGCACAGGCCGCCAUCUCCCUCAUAAAGAGAGCACUUCUCGGCGCAGCUCUUGUAGCCGUAGAAGAUCCCCAUCUACACCAAGAAAAACACUAGAUUCCGCCUCUAGGGGAGUCUCAAAGGGUCAAAGGGAGUCUUCUCCUCCUCCAGUGUCAGAAGACUCCAAGCGUCCAGAGGCUCCUGAAGACAUGGGUCCUACGAGCCCAGCUCCAGCACUGGUCAUGGAGACUAAUGACUCACCUCAGCCCCCUCUUGAUAGAAAGGACAUUAAUGAAUCACUGUGUGAUCGUUCUGAGUCUGGACGUCCACCACAGGGAAAGAUUGAGUACGCAGGCCAUCAAAUGCCCCAUGAAAAUCCCACUCCCCAGCAACCUGGGGAUCAACAACCUCCUCAAAGCUUGCUGCGAUCACCACCAACAGGCCUCAACAACCAGCAAGGCCUCAACUUACAGCGUCAAGACAAUAGGGAUAGGGCCUCUCAACGGGAAAUACUAGAGCAACGCAUUGUACAGAGCCCAUCAGACAUUAUGAGAGAAAAACAGUUUUCCUCACAAGGUCCUCCCCACAAGGCGUCUCCAAACCAAGGGCCAGAUAUGAUAGUACAAGGGCAAGACAUGAGGGGGGAAAGGAGAGGGCUGCAAAUGAGGCAUCCAGGUCCAGAACCAAAUAUGAAAAGUCCAGAUAUGAGAGGGGAACACUUCUCACUAACAACUAACUUUGGAGGUCCGCCAUCGCCCCAUUUCAACAGUCUAAGGAUGUCUUCAUCCAUUCCAAGAGGACAUUUUGAGGACCAAAGAGGAGCACAUCGUCCUGGUUUCCAUGGCCCCAGGGGUCCUCGUCCCUCGAGGUUCAACCGGCCCAGAGGCUCAUCUCCAGGGCAUUUCCCAGACAAAGGGGAGCCACCACGGUCCUGGUUUGAUGGUCCACAUCAGCCCGUGAUCAGACUUCAAGGGCUGCUAGGAACAACAAGAGACGCCAACAACCAGCAUCAUGACAGUGAAGGUGGGCCUGUUCAAUCAGAAAUAAAGGAGCAACACAUUGUACAGAGUCCUUCAGAGAUGAUGAGAGAGAAACAAGGUCCUCCCCACAUGACUUCUCCAAACAACCAGGGUGAGUGGUCCAGCAGUUUAGAGAGGACAGUUCCCGAUAGGAGGGAGGGGAGAAGAAACCAAGGCCCAGACAUCAGAGGGACAGAUAUGAUGGGACCAGGGCCAGAUAUGAUGGGACCAGGGCCAGACAUGCAAGGUCCAGGGCCAGACAUGUGGGAUGAUAGAAGAGGGUCAGACAUGUGGGAUGAUAGAAGAGGUCCAGGGCCAUACAUGAGUGGUCCAGGGCCAUACAUGAGAGGUCCAGGCCCAGACAUGAGAGGUCCAGGCCCAGACAUGAGAGGUCCAGGCCCAGACAUGAGAGGUCCAGGCCCAGACAUGAGAGGUCCAGGCCCAGACAUGAGUGGUCCAGGGCCAUACAUGAGUGGUCGAGGCCCAGACAUGAGAGGUCCAGGCCCAGACAUGAGAGGUCCAGGCCCAGACAUGAGAGGUCCAGGCCCAGACAUGAGUGGUCCAGGCCCAGACAUGCGAGGUCCAGGCCCAGACAUGCGAGGUCGAGGGCCAGACAUGAGGGGUGAUGGGAGAGGGCUAGACAUCUUGGAUGAUCGAAGAGGUCCAGGGCCAGAGAUGAGAGGGCCAGAGACUGACAUGUGGGGUGAUAUGAGAGGUCCAGAGCCAGACAUGAGAGGUCCAGAUAUGAGAAAAGAACGAAGACACCCAGAUAUGAGGGAUCUAGGACCCGACAUUAGGAAUCCAAACAUGAGGAGUUCAGGCCCAGACAUGAGAGAUCCAGAAAUGCCAGGCCCAGAUCCAGACCUGAGAAGUCCAGACAUGAGAGGGGACCACUUCACACCUAUAGCUAACUUCGGAGGACAGAGGCCACCAUCGCCUUAUUUCAACAGUCCAAAGAUUUCCUCAUCUGUUCAAAGAGGACAUUUUGAGGAUCAAAGGGGAACACAUCAUCCUGGUUUCCAUGGCCCCAGGGGUCCUCGUCCCUCGAGGUUCAACCAGCCCAAAGCGUUACCUCCAGGGCGUUUUGCAGACAAUGGGGAGCAGCCACAGUUCCGUUUUGAGUGUCCACAGCCAGUGGUAACACCUGUUCCUGUCUCGCUUGUAACAUCAAGGGAGCACAGUAUACAGAGCCCUUCGGACACUCUGAAAGAAAGCCAGAUACCCUCACAAGGUCUUCCCCACAGGGCCUCUCCAAACAACCAGGGGGAGCGGUCCAGCAGUUUAGAGAGGAGAGAUCCUGAUAUUAGUGAGGGAAGGAGAAACCCAGGGCCAGACAUCAGAAGUCCAGAUAUAAUGGGACCAGGACCAGACACUAGGGGUGAUAGAAGAGGGCCAGACAGGAGAGGUCCGGGUCCAGACAUGAGAGAUCUAGACACAAGAGGUGAUUGGAGAGGGUCAGAUAUGAAAGAUCCAGAACCAGACACAAGAGGUGAUUGGAGAGGGCCGGGCCCAGACAUCAGAGGUCCACGGCAGGACACAAGGGAUGAUAGGAGAGGCCCAGGGCCAGACACGAGAGGUCCAAGGCCAGACAUGUGGGAUGAGAGGAGAGGGCCAGACAUGAGGGGUCCAGGGCCAGACAUGAGAGAUCCAAGGCCAGAUAUGAGAGAUCCAAGGCCAGACAUGAGAGAUCCAAGGCCAGACAUGAGAGAUCCAAGGCCAGACAUGAGAGAUCCAAAGCCAGACAUGAGAGAUCCAAGGCCAGACAUGAGAGAUCCAAGGCCAGACAUGAGAGAUCCAAGGCCAGACAUGAGAGAUCCAAAGCCAGACAUGAGAGGUCCAAGACCAGACAUGUGGGAUGAGAGGAGAGGGCCAGGCAUGAGGGGUCCAGGGCCAGACACGAAAGGUCCAGGGCCAGACAUAAGGGGUGAUAGGAGAGGGUCAGGACCAGAUAUGAGAGGUGAUAGGAGAGGGCCAGACAGGAGAGGUCCCAGUCCAGACAUGAAAGAUCCAGAAUCAUACAUAAGGGGUGAUAGGAGAGGUCCAGACAUUAGAAGUCCAGGACUAGACACAAGAGGUGAUAGGAGAGGCCCAGGGCCAGACACGAGAGGCCCAGGGCCAGACACGAGAGGCCCAGGGCCAGACACGAGGGGCCCAGGGCCAGACACGAGGGGCCCAGGGCCAGACACGAGGGGCCCAGGGCCAGACACGAGGGGCCCAGGGCCAGACACGAGAGGUCCAAGGCCAGACAUGAGAGGUCCAAGGCCAGACACGAGAGGUCCAAGGCCAGACACGAGAGGUCCAAGGCCAGACACGAGAGGUCCAAGGCCAGACACGAGAGGUCCAAGGCCAGACACGAGAGGUCCAAGGCCAGACAUGUGGGAUGAGAGGAGAGGGCCAGACAUGAGGGGUCCAGGGCCAGACACGAGAGUUCCAGGGCCAGACACGAGAGGUCCAGGGCCAGACAUGAGAGGUCCAGGGCCAGACAUAAGGGGUGAUAGGAGAGGGUCAGGGCCAGAUAUGAGAGGUGAUAGGAGAGGGCCAGACAGGAGAGGUCCCAGUCCAGACAUGAAAGAUCCAGAAUCAGACAUAAGGGGUGAUAAGAGAGGUCCAGACAUUAGAAGUCCAGGACUAGACACAAGAGGUGAUAGGAGAGGCCCAGGGCCAGACACGAGAGGUCCAAGGCCAGACAUGUGGGAUGAGAGGAGAGGGCCAGACAUGAGGGGUCCAGGGCCAGACAUGAGGGGUCCAGGGCCAGACAUGAGGGGUCCAGCGCCAGACAGGAGAGGUCCAGGGCCAGACAGGAGAGGUCCAAGGCCAGACAGGAGAGGUCCAGGGCCAGACAGGAGAGGGCCAGACAGGAGAGGUCCAGGGCCAGACAUUUUACAUUUACAUUUGAGUAAUUUAUCAGACGCUCUUAUCCAGAGCAUCUUACAGUUAGAUAUGAGUGGUUCAGGCCCAGACAGGUGUCCAGAAAUGCCAGGCCCAGAUCCAGACAUGAGAAUUCCAGCUAUAAGAAGAGACCACUUCACAACAAACAAUUUUGGAGGACCGAGGGAAGUACAUAGUCCUGGUUUCCAUGGCCCCAGGGCUCUUCGUCCCUUGAGGUUCAACCAGCCCAGAGGCUUAUCUCCAGGGCAUUUCGCAGACAACGGGGGGCAGCCACGGUUUGACAGUCCACAGCCAGUGGUAAGACCGUUGAGGCAUAAAGGAGGUUUACUCCCCACUCGCCCGGAGGGUCUCAUUAGUUUGCUGAACAACACCCCAGAAGCUUUUAAAGAAGACCAGUGGCAGAAUAGUCAAUCACCUGAUACGAGGAGAACAAGCCUACCCAGAGAGGACUGUGAAAUGAGAUACUAUGGAGACAGAGAAAGCCACUCUGAGGAGCGUGGCCAUUCUGGUAACCCUAGAGACAGCGGGAACUUCCAGGGCUCAGCGCCCCGCUUGUCCCAGGAGCGGCAGUUGCCUGAGGACAACAGGAGAGAGUGGGGUGGCAGUCAUAGAAGGCAGAGGGGCAGGGGGACAGGUAGGCCUAUGAGUAGGGAGAGCGAAGGGGUUAGAGGGAGGGAAGCAGACAGGCCCAGAGAGGAGGUGGGUGAAAAGAAAAAGACACCCGCGGAAACCGACAAAGACAUUGGAAGAGCCACAAGCAUGGAAGGAGAUGCAAACAGAGUUAUCACUAGUCUGCACAAACGUUCACUUUCAAAAGACAGCGACAGAAACAGUUUAAAGGAUGGAAGUGGAAAGAAAGAAGAAGAAGAAAUGGGGGGGAAUGGUAACAAGGUUGAAUCAACAGACACCCCCCAGACAGAUACCUCCCAGGAGAGUUAAGGGCUUGACUGGAGACUACGGUUAACAUAAAUGCAUGGAUUUUGACAUUUUUUUUUACCUGUUGGGCCAUUUUCAGCACUACACACAUUGAAUAUAUCAUGUGAAUACAGUAAGAAAAUCUACGGGAAAAGUGAUUGUUGCAGAAUUGAUGGAAAACGAUGGAAAAGAUCUGACUGGUAUUGCCAUUUUAACUAAAUGUCUGAAACGUGUUAGUGCUAUGAUUUCACAAAUCCUCGACUAAGUUUGAAGUUGGCCUACAAACGAAUUAGACCAUACUGCUGUCAUCUGUUCACUGGUUAUAAAGCCUUCAUUUUGGUUAAUCUCAUGAUUAAAUGUUUUAGAAUAAAUGAAAACUUAAUUUCAUUUUUUUUUCUGUAUUAUGUUUUAAUUUGUUGAACGCAGGCCAAUAAAAACGUAAGGAAUUAUCCUACUUGCAUUUCAUUUGAACCACAAUCAAUUGAGAAAGGAGAAACCCGCACACUGCUCUUGCUAGAAUCACUGCUCUUUAUUAAGCGUUCCGUAUUCUUUUUUCUCACCUUAUUCAACUGUUACCAUGCACUUGCAACAAAGAUAGCCCAGAUGUGCGAGUGCCUUUUGAAUUUGGAACCACAAUCAAUUAUCAGGUUUGUCUGAUAAAAUUGUUUCCUAAUAUUUUAAAGAAUUGCAUACGUUUUGAGUUUUGCUUGUAAUGUACAUUUAGUGAAUUUAAGAAGUAUUGUGUAGCCUAUGCAUAAUGGAAAGGUCAUGCCAUAUUAUUUCUGGUCAAGCACUGGGGCAUUAUUAACCUAAACUUAGGCCCACAGCCAAAGCACUUUCUCAGUUAUGAGUUAUCCACUUAGCCCUGUACUGUAGUUCAAUACCAACUCUUGCUCCUCUUGUUGUGGCUUUGGGGGCCUUUGCGCCCCAUUUAGAAAUUACACAAGGGGAAAAACUCUCUCACAAUAGGGUCUUUUACAUAUAUUUUCAAUACUUUUUUGACUUUUUUGACCUUCCAUAAAUGUUUGCCCAUGGUAGAAUUGGUCACAAAGGGAUUUUUUUGGGGGGGAGGGGGGGGGCCUGACAUUUACCAAAACAUUCAGGAGAUGGUGCUCCAUUUUCCAUACCCCACCCUACCAUGAGACAUCCAUGUCUUCAUCACUGAAAAAGAUGAACAGCUGAGUUUGCUAUAGUUUGAAAGCAUACAAACAGGGUUAUCAAAGAGUUUUAUAAGACACGGCAUACUCUUGAAUGUGUCAUGUUUUCGCUUAUAAUAAAUGUACUAAAAUGUGAAUAAAAUGUCAAUUUCAUAUGGCACCGCAAAGAUGGUUGGAAGUCCACACAUCACAGAAUGUUGACUUGAGUGGGAAUAUCCACUGUUUUAAAUUAUAACAUCAAUCUUCCAUAGGAAACGUAUUGAAAUCCUAGAAAUACAGGUAAUAGAAUUGACAUUCCCAUUCAAGUUGACAUUUGACGUCGGGUGGAAUGGAGCUAGUAAUUUGAAGUAAAUUCAAUUUAAAAUGUCAAUUUUCUACCAGUUAAAGAAAUUAUGAAAUUAUUUGAAGACUCAGUUGGAUGGUUUUCAAAUGACAUCAAACUCAACCGUUUAUCAAUGAUGAAGACGUGUAUGUCUCAUGCGGAGGUGUAGUAUGCAAAAUCUGUCAAAUUAGAGCACCUCUAUCGGCAGAUUCGGGUUAAAAAAAGUCCCACUGGGCAUACACUGGUUGAAUCAACGUUGUUUCAACGUCAUUUCAAUGAAAUGAUGUUAAACCAACAUGGAAAAGACUGAACUGAUGUCUGUGCCCAGUGACGUCACUUUCUGCCCACUUCUACCACGGGAAAACAUGUAUGAAACAUUGCAUUAAAAUCACAAGCUGUGCAGUCAGAAAAAGAUUGAAUUCAUUGUGAAUGGCCCAAUAAACUGGGUUACUCUACUUGCACAAUCUUAUUAAAAAUAACAAUAACUAAGGUAGAUCUGGCGGGCUCUGAGGUACCAGAACACAUGACAUUUUUUAAAUGUAUUUAUUUAUAAUAAAGCAUUGCAUGCAUUGUCAUUGCUUUUGCGUAGUGGCAUAGGGCAGUAGAGUGGAGGGGCUUGCAGAAGUUGCACACAUGGGGGAAAAUGUUUGUACCCGAGGGUCCUGGGGAAAAAUGUGGCUUUUUAUAACGCAUUUCAUGCAAUUCUACAUCAUUUUACCUGACUGAAUCUUUUUUAUUACUGCACAAAUGAUGUAAAUGACAGGCUACUUUGACACGGACAAACUGAGAAUCUGAGGUCAACCACAACGACCUUGUCUUGAAUCCAGGCCUAAGUGUGUGAAGACACACAUAUUGCACAAAGCUUCCAGUAACUGCUCAUUGAGUGGAACUGAGAAAAAUGGCUUUUAUUUACCUUGGUUUCACAGUAACUUUACGCAGUUACUGCUAACAUGACCCCCAUUUUCUCCAAAACACAAUACAAUAGAGGCAGGAUACUUGUCCACAUGAUUAAGCCUGUAUUUAAUGUAAAUUAACUCAUUUUCGACCACACGAGCACUUACUGACUUUUUGCUUGGUAGGGCAGAUUUGCAAUCCAACCUGCGUUUUCACGCGAUUCUAUUUGAAAUAUAAGGGCUGUUUUGGCUGCAUUCUGUUCACUGACAGAUUUGCCGCCCAUUCCCGACUAGGCUAUACCAUUUAAUUGGGCUACACACAACCCACAGCUAGGCUAUAAAAGAAAAAAAGCUAUUAAUACUCUGUGGCUAAAUUAUAGGCCUACUCCUGAUUUAGAAUUCAGAAUUAUUUCAGUGAAUCUCACUGUAGUUAUGUGGGAGAUUCAGGGCCCUUCUCUCUCUCACAACAGUAACGGCUGCGUUUGGACAGUCUCUAGGCUAGCCUACAAUGUUGCACAAACCAUAAACCCGAACAGCCCAACACAAAUCAAUUAGAAUACCAGGCACGUUUUCACAUUACGUUUAUUAAGGAGGCAGGUAAAUUACAGAGGAGGCAACUCGAAUUAAAGAUAUUCGCUUUCAAAGGAAGUUUUACAUUGCAAACAGUGAAAAUGAUUUGUCAUGUCAGGAGAUGUACCAGAUCUGGGAAAAUAGGUUCCAGCACGAAACAGUCCAAAACUGAGAGGUGUGGGAUUCUUUUCCGACAGGCUCUGGCUCAAAUUAAGCACUGCCUACAAAACAUAACUAAACUCAGCAAAAAAAGAAACGUCCUCACUGUCAACUGCGUUUCUUUUCAGCAAACUUAACAUGUGUAAAUAUUUGUGUGAACAUAAGAUUCAACAACUGAGACAUAAACUGAACAAGUUCCACAGACAUGUGACUAACAGAAAGUGAAUAAUGGUUCCCUGAACAAAGAGGGGGGGCAAAUUAAUUGAGCUUUUGGACAAGUAAAAAAUCUGGCCUACUUGUGUCUAAAAAAGUGAAUGUCAAGCCCUGAACAGACACAUUUUUGUGUCGUGCUGCUGUAGUGUCCUGAGGUACCAUAGAGCAGGGUUUCGCAAACUCUGUCUUGGUGCCAACCCUGGGUGCACAAAAAAAAUAAAAACAUACAACCGGAGGGGCCCCAGGACAGAGUUUGGGAAACCCUGCCAUAGAGUGCUAUUCUCCUGUGGUGACUUUCUCCUCUCCGGAUUUACAGAGCACAAUCUGUGGUAAGACUGGUCAGCGGAUCAAGCCUAGCAGUGUCUCAUGCCAGGUCAUGGUCCGGCAGGAGACCGCAGAGCCACCAAGUGACCCACAGGCAUCGGAGCAGUGAAAACAACGUCUUAAGCCGAGUGGACACUACAUGAUUUUGGCCACGAUUUAGCUGUCCCAGACAAGUUUUUGAGAUCGGAGACAAAAUCCCCAAUGUCGUUGCCUACUCAGGGCGUGCGGCCGUCAGCGACGCUUGCUUAAUGUGAGUGUGUCAAAGACGCAAUCUGAGGACUACCGAGCAGUCCCAGACAUCCAGGUUUGAUUUUAUUGCCACAAAAUCUGCAAUUCUCUUCUAGUGUGAGAUGUGCAAUGACAAGUUUUGAAAAAAAUCUCACACUUGUCUGGGACAGCUAAAUCGUGGCCAAAAUCGUUAAGUGUACAGCCAGCUUUAGAGUUAUAACACCUAUUUAAUUAUUAUUCUAUUUAUUAUAUGAAAUAUAAUUGUACCUCAAUGUGAUUAUUAGCCUCCUUAACAGGGCAUGUACUCAAACAUGUAAUUCUCCAUCUUCAUCAUUUGGCCAUAAUUUUUCGUCAGAUUUCAUAAAUUUGUAUUUUGAUAAAAAAGUGUCCUGAUAGUUCGACUGAUAUUUCAAAUUAGCUUCACUUCCAAACCUCAUGAACGACAAUAAUUAAACGGGGGAAAGUUUUAAGUUUCAGACCAUGCAAGUAACAUUCCAACAUUUUGACUGAGGGCCUGGGUUAUACAAUGCAAGUGUAACUGCACUCAAGGGGUCAUUUGGAUCAGGUUACUGUAGAAUGAAGGAGAGAUGUUUUUUAUACAACUUUACAUAGUUGAUUCUGAGGCAACAAACCUUUUUCCCCCAAAAUAAGAGCGAUUUACUGAAUAUCGUGCACAGAUGACACUGUUUCUCUAGCGUUGAUGAAAACGUGGUGAUCCACUGACUAGAUUUCAGUUUAGUUAUUGUUAAUCGUAUGUGCAUCUUUCAAUUCUAAUAUUUGUGCAAUAUUUUUUGGUGUUUUAUACAGGUUUGUUUAGUACUUGUGUCUGCAGUAAAUACACUAAAUAUAUAUUGUUCAAUGAUGCUUCACUCUGUAUAGACUCUGUUCAAAACUAUGUUAUUGUGACAGUUUUUCACAUUACCCUGCUUAUAUUGGAUAUUUAAAAAAAUAAAUGUGACAAUUUACUUGUU
Salvelinus fontinalis (brook trout) is the source of this 15514-nucleotide messenger RNA. RefSeq names its product death-inducer obliterator 1-like. Bases 106 to 10701 code for a protein of 3531 amino acids. The record is from RefSeq and is a predicted model, not a curated record. Gene Ontology annotation, cellular component: nucleus. Gene Ontology annotation, biological process: apoptotic signaling pathway; DNA-templated transcription. Lineage: Eukaryota; Metazoa; Chordata; Actinopteri; Salmoniformes; Salmonidae. The transcript is spliced from 16 exons.